CUAGCUUAGUCCUGUUGCAGGGGCAGAAGCAGUUCCUGCAGGAGCCGGCGGGUUAUUUACUUUAAGGAGAGACAAGACAGAGCCAAGACCCCUGACAGGGAGAUAAGAACUCGGGGCCUGGGGAGAUCGUUGAGAAUUGCUGGGCUCUCCGGGGAAGGUGGGCAGGAGUGUCCGUAUCAGCCUGGGUUCGGCCACUCUGGGGAAAGCUCUCCGGAUCCACCAUUCUCAGGGAGUCUUCCGGAGAGCCAAGAAUGGGAGGAGCUGGCGGCACUAAAGCCAGUCCCAAGUCCCCAUUGGUUGAAUUCCUGCGGAGGGCGUGGCUGGCAGUCAUUCCCAGCGCGGUGUCACGGAGAGGGGGCGGGGCGAGUGGAGCAGGCAGGACUGAAGGCUUGAGUUUGCCCCGGGUCUGUGUGUAACACAAGCCAGAGCGCCAGAGCCCGGGAUAUGGAGGCUGUUUAGACAGGAGCAGGAGCUUUUGCAUCGUUUAUCAUUCAGCCAUUUGCCCAUCACGGGAGAGUCCCACAUUCCCAGCACAAGGGGCCUCCCUACACAGGAUUUAUUGACCCUUUGCACUUGCAAUUAAGUCCUGCUGAUGAUGUUACCGAGCCCAGUCACUUCCACACCUUUCUCCGUCAAAGACAUUCUAAAUCUGGAGCAACAGGGUCAGCCGCCCAUCGCCCACCCCCAGCACCUCCAGCAGCAGUGCAGCAGGGCCCACCCAGCCCACCCAGCCCAGGACUUGGACUCAGACUUCCAGCAGGCCUCUUGCAUGUUGGCUGCGGGGGAGAGAUGUGUGUAUGCGGGCGGGGAGGAUAAGCUGCCCUUCCUCAGUGCUAUGGGGGCUGCUGAGCCUCAUGGGGACGUUGGGCUCUCCCCUGACAGAUAUGUGGCCCUCAGGGACCCCAAAGAGGAAGAUGAAGAGGAAGAAGACUCGCUAAGAGAGGGUGGGAACAAAUCUUGUUUCCUGAAUAAAUCUCCCGAUGGCGAGGGGAAGCUAGAAGACCCAGACAGGCCCAAGCAGAGAAGCCGCAGAAAACCCAGGGUCCUGUUUUCCCAAGCCCAAGUCUUUGAGCUGGAGAGGAGAUUUAAACAACAGCGAUAUCUCUCUGCCCCUGAGAGGGAGCAUUUGGCAAACAGCCUGAAACUCACCUCUACCCAGGUGAAAAUCUGGUUCCAAAAUAGGAGAUACAAGUGUAAGAGGCAAAGGCAGGACAAAUCUCUGGAGAUGGGCACCCACCACCCUCCCCCUCCCAGAAGGGUAGCAGUGCCAGUGUUGGUGAGGGAUGGCAAGCCUUGUAUUGGCGGAUCUCAAAGCUACAAUACGGCCUAUAAUGUGACAGCCAGUCCCUACUCAUAUAACAGUUACCCAGCCUACAGCUACAACAACAGCCCUUCCUACAAUACCAACUACAACUGCAAUUAUGCCAGUAUCCCCUCAAACCUACACAAUACAGGAACCAGUCCAUUUGUAAACCUUGGCAACCUCAGCCAGAUCAGCAAUUCCCCACAGCCCCAGACCCACCCAGGGACUUCAGUUCCUGCAUGCCAGGGGACUUUACAGGGUAUCCGGGCCUGGUAGAACUUGCAGGAACACUUCUACUUUGGACCUUUCUGCUUUGGACCUUACCAGCUCUAGAGGAAAUAUGCAACUUCUAGAUUCAGAGACAGAAACAAUGGCGUCAGGGUCGCCAAUCGCUUGGCCCUGCAUAGACUGUGGACUCUCUGCUGUGCAGAUAUUAUGAAAUGACUAGGUCUGACAAAAGAGCUGGGGACAUUUAAUACAGGAAGCACAAUAAGGUAUUACUGCCCCCAUAGAAAUAUAAAAAAGUGAUAUGGAAAAUACAAAAACGACUGUAUCUUUGUAAUGAAAGAUACAAGGAGAGGAUAUAUAGAUUUUAUAUGCAUAUAUAAAUAUAUAAAUCGAAACUUUGGCUUUGAACCUGAGUGUAGGUUUUUAAAGCAAAAAUGAUCAGAUCUGCCAAAUCAUCAUUAUUAGUGACAGUGAUAGUGAUUAUCACUUUAACGCUUGAAGAGCAAAAUCUUCCUUCAUGGGCCUCUAGCUGCUCUACAGAGCCCAGCACCCUCUAUGGCCAACGGCUACCAGGAGUUGCUGGGAAUUGUAGUUCUUAAUCAGCCGGAGAUAAAGUAGAGACCGAUCUGUGGUCACUCAGCUACAGAUCCCUAGAGCACUAGCCCCUGAGGUGUCGGGGAUAUUCCGUUAUAGGUCUGUGUCUGGGGGGUUCAUUGGAUCAUUUAUUUUGAAUGAACUGUAGUGUAAUGUUAUGUAUAUUGUAUAGGCACUCAAAGCAAUCUCAGACAGCAGGCCUUGUGGUGCUAUAUGCCAGUGUAUUGUGAUAUCUUUUCUUUUCAAUGCAAAAAAUAGCCACUUAUUUAUCUAUAGUAUUCACAUUAAAGUAUACCAAACGAAGAACUGAACUCCUUCCAUAUCGACGCAGUGUGUUUUCUCCCUCACAUUCUGGCACCCAUAGAUUGUUACUUUGCUGGCUUUAUAUACUCCAUACUCCUCCUACUGACAGGUCCCAACCCUAUAUUAUAUAUAGAUUACGCUAAAAGCAGAUGACAGUAGCCCUAUAAAUUAAUCAUGAUGACCUAUGACCUUUGGGAGCUGGCUAGUUCGUUUCAAUGCAGAAGGUUAUUGCAUUUAUAUGUAACUUUAACCCAUUACUAUUUAAUGGCUUGAAGUGAGUGUAUAAGUAAACAAACUCUUAAGAAAUAUACAUUUUCACUCUCAGCCAACUAAUGGGGCCAGGUUCUCAUGCGAAAACCCCUUGGUUAUUUCUAGCUAUUGUUGUUUUUCCUUGUUGGGUGUCACAACAGCUAAAAAUAGGAGGACGAAAACUUUAAAAAAUAAAUCAAUACAAAAUAAUUUCCAUAGUUAAUAAUGCAGUUGGAAAUAUAUAAAUGUACACAAUAACGUGGCCUUUAUUAUUGGCAUAGGAAAACUGUGUUCGUUUUAGAUUUCUUAGUAAUACACAGCCCCAUGCACUAAAUCUCCAAUAAAACUGAUGUGCAAUAUUUCUAUUUAUA
Molecule: messenger RNA, 3048 nt
Organism: Xenopus tropicalis (tropical clawed frog)
Lineage: Eukaryota; Metazoa; Chordata; Amphibia; Anura; Pipidae
Gene: nkx2-3
Product: NK2 homeobox 3
Exons: 3
Coding region: 593-1579 (328 amino acids)
Biological process (GO): regulation of DNA-templated transcription
Cellular component (GO): nucleus
Molecular function (GO): DNA-binding transcription factor activity, RNA polymerase II-specific; DNA binding
Source: RefSeq, a predicted model, not a curated record